Ophidiomyces ophidiicola is the source of this 513-nucleotide messenger RNA. RefSeq lists its product as uncharacterized. The transcript is spliced from 2 exons. NCBI's taxonomy places the organism in Eukaryota, Fungi, Ascomycota, Eurotiomycetes, Onygenales, Onygenaceae. Bases 1 to 513 code for a protein of 170 amino acids. Gene Ontology annotation, biological process: protein import into nucleus. The record is from RefSeq and is a predicted model, not a curated record. Gene Ontology annotation, cellular component: nuclear pore central transport channel.
AUGGUGGCAAUUUCACAGGAUGCCCUGACGCAAGUCUCAACCGACGCCACUUCUGAUUUUGUCCAGUCGUUCUACAAUGCUCUUCAGUCGGCACGGGCCAGCAUAUCAAGCUUUUACUGCUCAGCUCCUGUGUCCAUCCUCUUCAACGGAAAUAUCGUAACCGACGGCUCUUCUGUUCAGGACAUCUUCCUUAACCAAAUCCCUCCUGCUCACUACGAAGUGCAAUCAUACGACUGUCAGCUUCUCAACGCGAAUUACCCUACUACCGCGGGUUCAUCAACCACCGCCGCCGGCCGACCCGGGGCUCGUUCAACCUCUAGGAACAUGUCGCUCUUGGUGCUUGUGAGUGGUUUUGUUCGGUUCGGCGAUGGCAGAGAGUCAUUUGACAUGCCGAACCGGGGAUUCAGCGAAACCUUUGUGCUUAUCCCGAACCCUGAGCUGGAUGGCGGAUCAAAACGCCGUGACAAGAAACAUUGGUUGAUACAGAGCCAGAAUUUCCGACUGGUUGUUUAA